AUGGCAGACUCAUACCAAGCUUGUACGGACUAUAUUCUUGCAAUUCCUUGGUACAAGUUCCUCACUGGCUUGACUCUUAAUUAUCAGGGUAAGGAUAUUUCUACCAUGGUUGAUGAAAGUGAUAUUUUUACGAACACCGAGAAGGUGUAUUUGGAAGCAUGGUUUGAUUUAAUUGGCUCAUUUCGCAAAACAUAUACGGCACAACCGAGUCAUUUUUCACAUGAUGAAUAUUGGGACUUCUUCGGGUCACCCCCUUCUACUAUUCUCCCUCAGCUAUUUGAUGAUUUACCAGCGGAUUUUUUCAACAGUCGUUCCAAGAAAUUUAAUAUGGAGGAUAAACUGUUGAGCGAACCCUUCACUGUUAAAGAUUUAGAUGAACUAAUAGCAGAAGACCCAACGGUCUAUGGUGAUGUUUUCCACUUUCCCGAUGCCGCAGAAAGGUUUCCAAUAAUCAAAACAGCUCAUGCAGAUUUUCUUAAUACUAUGGAUAACAUCGAAGAAUAUUUUGGACUUUGA
Messenger RNA from Hemisphaericaspora subhashii, 516 nucleotides. RefSeq lists its product as uncharacterized. The transcript has a single exon. Bases 1 to 516 code for a protein of 171 amino acids. NCBI's taxonomy places the organism in Eukaryota, Fungi, Ascomycota, Pichiomycetes, Serinales, Debaryomycetaceae. The record is from RefSeq and is a predicted model, not a curated record.